Plutella xylostella (diamondback moth) is the source of this 851-nucleotide messenger RNA. Its product is annotated as pupal cuticle protein PCP52. NCBI's taxonomy places the organism in Eukaryota, Metazoa, Arthropoda, Insecta, Lepidoptera, Plutellidae. The record is from RefSeq and is a predicted model, not a curated record.
UGCACCCUUCCCGCCCUUGAGUGUGGCCGCUUACUUUUUUCGUUCCGUUUCGCGCCGCGCAGAGCCACUAUAAAAGCGGCCAGCACCGAAAUGGUAUCAAUCAGUAGCCUUCGUGCAGUCUACAGAAAUACACGAUGAGAGUUCUGAUCGCCGCCGCCUUCCUCGCCGUCGCCGCCGCCGCGCCCGGCGCGUACCUGGCCGCCCCCUACAGCCAUGGGCUAGUUGCCGCCCCCGUGGCGCACCUGGCGCCGGCGCUGCCCACCAUCUCAUCCGGAGACCUGGCGGCUGCGAGCAUCGACGCGCACGUGGAGGCUUCAGACCACGCCCGCGCGGCUCACGACGCCGCUCGUGAAUACCACGACCAGGCUUCUGAGCUGCAGGGCCGCGCCAUCAACGCCGCUGAGGACCACAGCUGGCAGGCCAUCGACGCCGUGAAGACCGCCGAGGCCACCCUGGACGGCCAGGCCGCCGGUGCCGCCCCCAUCCUCGCCAAGCAGCUGGUCGGCCACUCUCCCCUGGCCUACGCCGCCCCCGCGGCCUACGCCCACGGACCAGCCUACGGCCACGCCAGCGCCGUGGUCGCCCAGAGCCUGCACCAGGCGCACCCCGCGCCGCUCGCCUACGCCGCGCCCGCCUACGCGCACGCGCCCCUCGCCUACGCCGCCCCCCACUUUGCCGCCCCUCACUACGCCGCACCCCACUACGGCCACUACUAAACUGUGAUAUCGAGAUGUUUUUGUAGAAAGCAUUAACCAAAUACUCAACUUUGGAUUUGUAUAUUUUGUAAAAAGAGCAAUAGUCGAGGCGAGGAUGUGUGAAUAAAUGAAAUUGUAUAAUUUUAUUUAAAAAAA